This is a messenger RNA of Coniosporium apollinis CBS 100218, 2043 nucleotides long. RefSeq lists its product as uncharacterized. Gene Ontology annotation, molecular function: protein binding. The coding region runs from base 1 to 2043 and encodes 680 amino acids. Lineage: Eukaryota; Fungi; Ascomycota; Dothideomycetes. The transcript has a single exon. The record is from RefSeq and is a predicted model, not a curated record.
AUGUACUACCCAGAAGUCCGGCGAGAACGGCGAAUAAGGCAGGCCCUGCAGUCGGCACCUAAAGAGGAGUGUGACCCGCAGGCUGUGCAGUCAGAUCGUGUACUGGAGAUAUACGAGCGCAAUCCAGAUUUUGCGCGGAUGCACUCAUUGCCCCGUGACUUUGAUGAUGUCUGGACAGCGGGGCUGGCACAAGUGCGCAGUGUGCUUCCUAAUCGAAUUAUAGGCGAUCAUGGGGCGAUUCCGAUUUCAAGAAUCAGCGGAGAUGUCGACAUCAACGAUCUGAAGAAGAGAUUUGCCAACCCGGCCGCGGGUGAAGAGACUCUGCGCUAUACAUGGCUUCGUCUUCAGCCCAAAACACGUCUUUCUGUAUGGCCGCGUCUCAUACCGUGGAUACUGCGCAACUGUGCUGCCGAAACUGCUUGCAGAGUGCUUAUGGCAACCCAUCAAGAGCCGCGCCCUCCGAUCUACGCUAUGGCGGACGCAUUGGAAUUUGUAGCUAAGCAGUACAAUGAGCUCAAGGAUGAACGCACUGAGGAAGGCUUAGAUGCGUUGCUCAGCGCUUUUCACGAGCUCCUCGAAGGGGUGCGCGAGUUCCGCUUAACUGUGUCACAAAAUCUCAUCACCCGCCUGCUGUUCGUCUGCUCCGCUGAGCAAGCCAUAAAGCUGCAUGAAGCUUUGCUAGAAAAGGAAGUCGUUCUCAACUGGCAAAACUGCCUGCGAUUCGCAGUGUCAUUCGGAAAGCGCGGAGACUAUUUGCGUGGGCUAGACAUGCUUCAGCAAGCCAUAGACGUUGGAGCAGACGUGAACUGUGGUCCAUUCCUGGAGACCUGCACCACCAUCCUUCGAUUCAGUAUAAAACAAGAAAACGGCUAUCAGGCAAACACGCAAAUCGUUUCCCGCUUUCUCGAAAUGGGAGUCAAGCUCUCUAUCCACCAUUAUUCCAGCCUCAUGUUCAACGCCGUCGAAGCGGGCGAUUUCUCAACGGUGCUCCGCAUCUUCGACCUCCUCCAAGAAAACAACGUCGAGCCGAACUCGUUCAUUUACUGGGCACUCCUGAAAGGCUGCAUGGCGCAGUCCAACUCCGAGGCUGCUAGCAGGGUCCUCCGGUCCUGCAGCCACAAGAUCAGGGACUUCAAAAACCCAUAUCUCACCACCAACCUCCUGUACUGCUUCUAUCUCCAGCUCGUCGAGCGCUCCACCCCAAACCUCUUCGCCACCCUCGUCGACAUCUACCGCUCGCUCUUCUCCGGCGGGCCCCUCGUAGACCUCGGCCUCCUCUCCGCCCACUACUUUGCCGCGCCCUCACCCCACAACUCCGCCACCAUCCCUACUACUACCCCGGCCCUGGGCCUCAUGAUCCUCGCCUCCCUCCGCCACGCCGAAAAGCCCUCCCCGCAAGCCACAUACCGCCUGUACGUCUCCUACCGGCGCCUCGUCAAAGCGGGCCACGCGGCCAUCGCCCCGCUGGCUGAAACAGACCACACAUCCAACGCGUUCUUGAUGGCGUUCGCCCGGAGCGCCGAAUCGCUGUCCUGUUGCCCGCAGGUCAUAAAGGACAUGACCAUCGCCCUGCCGCCCGCUGCUAUCCACGUCGCGGAGCAGAGGCCGAUUCGUCAGGCGACGCCGACAACGCAGACAUGGACGAUUCUGCUGAACGGGUUUAUGCGGCAUCGGCAGACGCAGGCGGCGGAGAAGGUGCUACAGCUCAUGCGGAAGCGCGGGGCGGAGCUGAAUGUUGUUACGUGGAAUAGUCUUGUGGCAGGGUAUGCGGGGGCGCAAGAUGUGGAGGGCGCGGUGGGGGCGCUGAAGAGGAUGGAGGGGGAGGGGGUGCAGAUGGAUGGGUAUACGGUUGCGGCGUUGGGACAUUUGAGGGACAGGGGGAGGGUGGCGAAGGCGCUUGGGGUAGAGGGUAGAGGGGAGGACGCAGUUGGUGAUGUAGGCGCAGUUACGCGGGUGAAGAGUGGAGCUGCGGAGGGGGAAGCCGUGGAGCACGAGACAAGCGAGUUUGAGCAUGAGGCUUACCUUGCGCCGGCGGCCGGAUGA